Molecule: messenger RNA, 2939 nt
Organism: Acanthopagrus latus (yellowfin seabream)
Lineage: Eukaryota; Metazoa; Chordata; Actinopteri; Spariformes; Sparidae
Gene: prima1
Product: proline rich membrane anchor 1
Exons: 4
Coding region: 210-866 (218 amino acids)
Source: RefSeq, a predicted model, not a curated record
UGGCCCAUUUGCACUCAUGCUUGCAGCCGAGGAGGGAUGUUAAGGUACGGGCCAUCUACCGCCCUCACAUUGCGCGGAGUAGCGGCGUGAUUCGGGUCGCUAUCUGAGUGCCAAUAAGACCAGAACAAAAAAGAAAAAAGAAAAAACUACUUUCGAGAUGUGAAUUAAUCGAGGUUCUUGCUACUCGUUCCCGCCGGCUCGCCUGUCCUAUGCUCUCGACAACGGGAUCUCAAGAGGAAAAUGAUUGUGGCAUAAACUAUUUCUGGAGACGCUUGUCACAGAUACCGCCGCUGAACUGGACGGGGUGGAUGGUUAUUUCCCAAACUGUUCAAGCCUAUGUAUACUGCAUUCAUCUGUUGGAAACGCUGCCUAGUGUCUUCGAGAACAGCGCAAGAGGAAUGCUGGUCCAAGAGCUCAUGCCAUUUACUUUAAGUUGUUGGCCUUUUUUCUUCGGUCACUGCCUCCUCUCACUGUUUUUACUCUCAUGCCAGGGAGAACUCCAGAGGUCAUGCUCACGGACUGUGGCGGAGAAAGUUAGUGAACAGUGCCAGCUGGCAUGCCACUGUCGAAGAUACCCCCCCCUUCCUCCCCCACCGCCUCCACCGCCUCCCCCACGGCUACUGGGCACCACAGUGGAAAAUACUGUGGUGCCCUUGUUGACACCCUGGUGGAUGGAGAUGGACAUCAUAGUGCUUGGAACAGUGGGCUGUGCCUCGGUCGUCUUCCUCCUCUCAGCCAUCAUCAUCUGCUACAAGGCCAUCAAGAGGAAACCACUACGGAAGGAGGAGAACGGGACGAGUCGCGGGGAGUAUGCCAUGAGCAUCCGUAACAAGAAGGCCAUGGGCACGAACAACACUGUGGUAUAGACUGUCUCCUGGUAGACGCAGGAAGUGACAUCGCAAUUACCGUCUCUCACCUUUCCCCUCCUCGAAGUACCACAAUCCCUUUCUCGCCCAGAACGGAACUGGGUCUUACCCGAGGUUUUCGAAUAGGUAAACCUUCCCUCUUUGCUUGGCAUGUUGCUCGGACAGAAGACACCAUUCAGCUUCACGGGGAGCUGUAAAAGAUGGAAGGGGGGAAAAAAAAUCAAGGCAGAAAGGACAAGAGAGAAAAACCCACAAACCCCCUAUGGUGUUGAAAGUGGCACAGCAGGCUGAACAUUAUGCUCUUAGUAACAGCAAGUGUUGCUGACAGGCUGGUUGGCUGCUGGCUGGAGAGGGACUGUCUGCCAGUCUGCUGCAGAUCCAGGCCUCACACACUGUUGACAUCUGCAAUGGAACAACAGACAAUACAGCAGCCCUGCAGUCCCACGGGCGGCCGGACAGGACAAGCCCCAUCACACACAAUAAAUAAAGUGCAUGCAGUUUUUACAGAGAAUGCAACGUUUUUUAUAUUCCAAAUCCACGCACUGUCUAUCUUUUGUUCUCCAUUCUCUCUUUUUUUUUUUUUUUUUGAGACAGACGCUCUGCAAGAGGCAUGAUGUUACUGUCGGUCCUGGCUCUGACACGUGGAUUCAUCUGACUAUGCAAUUUAAAGAAAUCCAUGGGGGAGGAAAAAAAAGGAAAAAAGAGGAGCAGCGACAUUGACAUGGGACGUUCUGGUUGUUGUGACCAUGCCAAACAUGCCACCGAGGAGUUCAAUGUAAUAUACUUAAGUCAUCCAUCGAUUUUAUUUGCUCUAUUUAUUUAUUUAUCUACCUUUGAAUUUAUUUUUCUACUCAGAAGAGAAAAAAAAACUGUCUUGUAAGUUACUCACAUCUUUACAAAUCCUGAACAUCUUGAUGAAUUCAUCUUACUUCUUGAUAGCUCUGUUUUUUUAAGUGAAUAAUUUAUAAAGCAUAUAAUUCAUUUGUGAUGCUCCGAUGCUUUAAGCCUGCUGUCAGUUUGUUGAGACACUGGUGCAGAAAACACGCUUGCUCUGCAAAGAGUUUUUUGCUAUCAGUUGCUUUGUCUCUGGGAGUUUGAUCCGCUUUUCUCUGUUUUCCUGAGACCCUCAGAUGAAGAGUCAUGGGUCUGUAUGAUGUGCUACGUGAAUGUGUGUUUUCCAAACAUUAGUUCUGUGCUGCAUCAUUUGUCAGCUCCCAUUUGAGAUUCGUCAAUCCCCCCCAAAAUUUAGACCUGCCAUCUCAAGUCAUUUUGUUAAAUCUUGCUGUCUCCAGGUCAGCUGGAUGCCUUCAGUUGUGUUUUGUUUGGGUGAGACAAUCUUCAUUUUUCUAUCUGUCAAGAAGGGCUUAGCCCAUCGCUAUAGAAACAGGGGACAUGAGCCCAGGGCUGACCUUGUGACUGGUGAGAGACAGGAGACUUAGCCAAUAGCCAGAGAUCAGGUUGCACAGAGGAUGGCCUCAGCAGGGAUGUGUGUGACUCAGUGCUGUCACAGGCAUCCUCCACGUCCCCGCUGGAAAAACACAACUGAGCUGAACUGGAGCAUCACUCAACUCUGCUCUGCUUCUUCUUCUUUUUUUUCUUUUUUUUUAAUAUUUUAAAAUUAAAUCUGCGUGUGUCUGCGUGUGUAUGUGUGCGUGCGUGUGCGAGUGUAUGUGCGUGCGUCUGUCUGUGAGUGUGCAUGCUGAUGAGUGUACUCUGCGAGAGUGGGCUGUACUCUGUGGCUGUCAGUAAAGUAUAGAUAUUGGCUACGAAACUGUGGAAAAUUUGGAAAAACACAUGCUUGCAUCUAAACAUGCACACAGAUUAUUAGCUAACAGUAUACCCCACCAUGUACCUAUAUGAGAGAAAUGAUGGAUGCAUGAAUGUAAAUAUUGAUAUUUAAAUAUCUGCCUUCUGGACUGUUAAUUAAUGUACAGUGUAACAGAACAUAAUGUUUAUACAUAGUAAAACUUAAACAAUGUGCUACCAUUUAGAAAUUAUGUCAAUGUUGUCAUGUUGAUGGAGCAAGCCAUUAAUGUAUAUAUGGCAAUCAAUAGUACAUACACAAUUUAUGCA